AUGUCGAUAGAAGAAUUUCGAAAAGUGAAAGUUUCCAUUUACUAUAAUGGAUCCAAAAACCCAAUUGUCACUCAAGAACUUCAAAUGUUCAAUUGCUCCUCCUAUAAUUUCUGCAUCUCGUGCUUAUCGUCAUCAUGGAAUUGUCAAUGGUGUGAGAUGGGAAAUAUGUGCCUCGCACUUCAUGAAAAGUGCCAAGGUGUUGCAAAAUCUUUCUGUCCACAGAUAGAUCCUACAAUACGAAAUAAAGUAAUCGUAGCAGUGGAUAGUGACCAGAUGGUAACUAUGCAAAUGUUACACAUCAGUGAUCAAGAGCAACCACAUUUAACCUGUCGUUUCCUCUACCAAGGCAAUGCAAUAGUGCGGAAUGUUUCUCUUAAAAAGUCCAGGCUUUCCUGUGAUCCAUGGAAUUAUACAAUGAACAGAAAUGCUUCACAAAUGAGUCUACAGUUGGAAGUGCUAAAAAAUGAAAUCGUUAUUGACAAGUCAUCAGUGACGAUAUAUGACUGUAACCGUAUGGCUACAGACUGUUCAACAUGUUUUUCUUUGGAUCCAAGCUGGAAAUGUGUCUGGUGCGAUGGCGCCUGUCAAUUUAGCGUCCAUUGUGAACAAUUAGCCAUUAUACAGUCUGCAGAUGUGAUUUGUGGACAACCAAUUAUCGACACUUUUGAGCCGCAAUCGGGACCAGUCGAAGGUGGUACCAGGAUCGAGAUUCGUGGUCGAGAUUUAGGGUCGUCAUUGAGCGAAAUCAAGGGUCGUGUCUUUGUUGGAGCUUCCAGAUGUGAAGUUAUCGAAUUUGAAAUAGCUUCUAGAAUUUUAUGUGAAGUAAAUUCUGGAAUUGAUUCCGGUUCCAUUCAUUUGCGUCUUGGGCAAACUGGUCGACGCUUUGCUGAUUCCAUUAUGCUCUACCAAUUCGUGGAUCCACAACCGCUGUCACUAUAUCCAUCAUUUGGACCACUGUCGGGUGGUACCAAAUUGACUAUUUAUGGCAGCAACCUAGACACUGGAAGCAAUACUUCAAUUCUCAUAGGGACUUAUCCUUGUAAAGUACUGCAAAAAAAUUUAUUACCAUCGUCAAUAACAUGCUUAACAAGCCAAAGUGAUAAGGCAGGAGUUUAUCGAACAAUCCAGGUUACUAUCGAUCGAAGCAUCAAAAUUCUUCAUGGAAUAUUUGAAUACCGGAAUGACCCAGUCAUCGAAAGAAUCCAUCCCGAAGAAACAUUCCAAAGUGGUGGAAGAAUGAUUGAAGUUUUGGGUGAAAAUCUGAAUUCGGUACUAAAUGCCAAAAUGUUUGUUGAAAACACGAAUUCGGGAGAAAGAGCCGUAUCCGAAAUGAGUGAUUGCCAUGUGCAUAAUUCAACGCUGAUGCGAUGCAUCAGUCCACGGGUAUUCCUACCGCACAGUAUGUCAACACGUUGGCCAGUGGCAUUUGCAAUGGAUGGUGUACAGUCUGUUCGAGAUUUUGGUGGGCGAAUACAGUUAUUUGUUGUAUCCGAUCCCUACUUUGUUCUAUUCAAAAGUGUUCGCAUCCACAAACCAAAGCAAUUACUACGGUUGGAAGGGAAUCAAUUGUCUUUUGCAGCUACCGCUGAAGAAUAUCAGAUUUUCAUUGGUACAUCGCAAUGUAUAGUUAUCUUACUCGAAGCAGAUCAGUUGUUUUGUCGAGCUUCACAAAUUGAACCCAAAGCCACGGAUGAAAAAGGAAAUGUCCUUGAUGGGAAUCAUCCAUUAGUUGUUGUUAUUUUGGGUAACAUCCGAUACGAACUUGGUUUUGUGGAAUAUGAGGCUUCAUUUCGGUAA
Messenger RNA from Loa loa (African eye worm), 1797 nucleotides. RefSeq lists its product as hypothetical. The record is from RefSeq and is a predicted model, not a curated record. The transcript has 9 exons. Bases 1 to 1797 code for a protein of 598 amino acids. Gene Ontology annotation, cellular component: semaphorin receptor complex. NCBI's taxonomy places the organism in Eukaryota, Metazoa, Nematoda, Chromadorea, Rhabditida, Onchocercidae. Gene Ontology annotation, molecular function: semaphorin receptor activity. Gene Ontology annotation, biological process: motor neuron axon guidance; semaphorin-plexin signaling pathway involved in axon guidance; sensory neuron axon guidance.